Gymnodraco acuticeps is the source of this 1385-nucleotide messenger RNA. RefSeq names its product phospholysine phosphohistidine inorganic pyrophosphate phosphatase (gene lhpp). The record is from RefSeq and is a predicted model, not a curated record. Gene Ontology annotation, biological process: dephosphorylation. Gene Ontology annotation, cellular component: cytosol. Gene Ontology annotation, molecular function: inorganic diphosphate phosphatase activity; phosphatase activity. The coding region runs from base 10 to 825 and encodes 271 amino acids. The transcript is spliced from 7 exons. NCBI's taxonomy places the organism in Eukaryota, Metazoa, Chordata, Actinopteri, Perciformes, Bathydraconidae.
CAUUCUGCAAUGGCUAACACGGACUGGCCAGGCUGUGGGAAGAGUUUGAAAGGUGUCAUUUUGGACAUGUGUGGUGUGUUGUAUGACAGUGGGGAAGGCGGGGGGGUUGCCAUUACUGGAUCAAUUGAAGCAGUGAAAAAGCUCAAGGCAUCGGACCUGCAGCUGCGCUUCUGCACCAAUGAGACCCAGCUCAACAGAGAGGCGUUUGUGGACAAGCUCAAAAGGCUGGGCUUUGACAUCUCUGUGUCUGAAGUCUUCUCUCCUGCUCCUGCAGCCGUAGCUGUCCUCAAAGAGAGGGGCUUUCGGCCUCACCUGCUGGUAUAUGAUGGACUUCUCCCAGAGUUUGACAGUGUUGAUAAAACCAACCCAAACUGCGUGGUGAUUGGAGACGCAGCUGAAAAGUUUACCUACCAGAACUUGAACGAGGCAUUCAGGGUCCUUAUAGGCCUGGAGAAGCCAGUGCUGUUCUCCUUGGGCGGAGGGAGGUACUACAAGGAGGGAGAUGGUUUAGCACUAGAUGUCGGGGCGUAUAUGAAGGCUCUGGAGUAUGCCUGUGAUUUAAAGGCGGAAGUAGUUGGAAAGCCUUCACCAACAUUUUUCCAGAGUGUUCUCAAUGACAUGGGGCUUCAACCGCAUGAGGCACUGAUGAUCGGGGAUGAUCUGGUGAACGAUGUGGGUGGAGCACAAAACUGUGGAAUGAAAGGCCUACAAGUCAGAACUGGCAAAUACAGGCCCAGUGAUGAGAGGCACUCAACGGUGACGGCUGAUGGCACUGUGGACGACCUGGCUCAGGCUGUGGACAUGAUCCUCAAACAGAGACACUGAGUACAAGGCAGGACUCUGGAAUCGCUCCACUUACUGUGACUGGGUCAUACGCUAAUAUAAAUCUUAACUGUUACCAUUAGGAAAGGUUUAUGCGUUGAGGUAUUUCAAAUACUAAGACUAAAAUACCUUCCAUAUACUGGCUGUAAACUAUGGGAAACAUCCACCUAUCUGACAUAGUGUGAAACAAACUAGAAUUACAUGUGCAGAACUUUUAGUUCUAGUUGACAAGAGAUAAGCUUUUCUCGAAAACGUUUAAGCGGCACCAUGCAUUUAUGAGUAAAUGAUGGGCAUAGAUAAGAUACCUCACAUGUGCCUGUAACCAGCUGCUGAGUUAGUGUGUUAAGACUCAUUGAUAAUGUUACACACUCAUAUUGUUUGAGCAGAUUUAACAGUAUUUUAACAUACAACAAUCAACAAUCAAUGUAAAUAGCUACAAAUAUGAAGGCAUUGUAGUAGGAACCCACUCCCUUCACCCACAACGUGCACCACCUCAUAAAACAGCAGGGGAUAUUCAGUAAUGUAAGUAUUAUAAAUAAAGCUGUUUUACUAGCUGCUGAAAA